AAAUACAGCCCGUUGGACCUGUUGGCGGAGACCCGGUUCUGGGCAGGGCGAUAGCUGCCGAGCCGGACGGCGGCGUGCGGGGAGAUCGCCCACGCACCGCCGGGUGCGGUCGACGACGGCUGAUGGCUCCCCCCGCCGCCGCCGCCGCCGGGCGGCUGGGGGCGGCGCGCCGCGCACUCCUGCCCGUCACCGUGGAGCCCGUGCUCUUCCUCUUCAUGGUCGGCUCGUACAUGCAGUACACGGCCCUACAGUCGCUCAUCUACGCCAAGGUAUGCCAAGAGAGGUACAGCUCGUACGUGUGCGACACCCUGGACCUGGCCGAGCACAAGCCUCAGGAGGACGAGGUCCAGGACCAGUCCUCUUACUGGAUGCUCUUGUCCAACGUGGCACUGGCAGUGCCGUCGGUGAUCAGCGGCAUCUACAUCGGUACUUGGAGUGACGUGUUCGGCCGCAAGGUGCCGCUGCUGCUGCCGCCGCUGGGCCAGAUUUUAUCGGCGCUCGCGCCCGUGGACCUGGUCAUACUGGCCAGCGGAGUUGCAGGCGCGCUGGGCGGCUUCGCCGGCAUGAUCCUGGUCGUGAUGUCGUACCUGUCGGCGGUGACGGCGACGGGCGCGCGGACGGCGCGUGUCGGCGUCCUGGAGGCCAUGUCGCUGCUUGGGGGCUUCAUCGGCCCGUUCGUCGGCUCGCUGGUGUUCGAACAGGCCGGCCGCACCUGGACGUUCUGCGCGCUGCUGAUCAUCAACGUGGCGAUCGUGCUGUACGUGGUGCUGCUGGUGCGCGAGGUGCCGCCACCGUGCCCGCCACCCGCCGCCGAUUCGCUGUGCGAGACGCUGACCCAGCUGUUCAGUCUGCGGCACCUUCUCGACGCCAUCCUGACGAGCGUGAGGUCACGCGAAGGCCGUCGCAGGCGCUACAUCCUGAUGCUGCUGGCGUCCAGCUUUGUCAUCAUGCUCAACUCAUCAGGGGAAAUGCAUGCCACGUACUUGUUCGUCCGAGAUGCACCGUUAGCUGUGGAAGACUCGACGUACUUCGCCUAUUUUGCUUAUAAAUAUGGAAUUUCCUCGGCUGCCCUUCUAAUCGGCAUGCCCCUGUCGCGGCGCUACUUCCCGCUGAGUGACACCGCCUUGUCCGGACUGGGCCUCACCUCGAAGAUCCUCGGCCUCAUCUGGCUCGGGUUCGCCGUCAAUAAGGCCAUGCUCUUCAUAGCGCCGCUGGUGAUGAUCCUCAACACGUUCUGCAUCCCGCCGAUCCGUUCCAUGCUCUCCAAACUGGUGGAAGACAACGAGCAAGGCCGCAUCUUCUCGAUGGUGAUGGUGAUCGAGAGCCUGUGCUCGCUGUUCGGCUCGCUCGUCUACAACAGCGUGUACCCGGCCACGCGGCGCCACCUGCACGGGCUCGUCUUCCUGCUGGGCGCCGCCAGCCUGCUGGUGCCGGUUCUGCACUGA
Molecule: messenger RNA, 1445 nt
Organism: Pollicipes pollicipes
Lineage: Eukaryota; Metazoa; Arthropoda; Thecostraca; Pollicipedomorpha; Pollicipedidae
Product: proton-coupled folate transporter
Exons: 11
Coding region: 123-1445 (440 amino acids)
Biological process (GO): transmembrane transport
Cellular component (GO): membrane
Molecular function (GO): transmembrane transporter activity
Source: RefSeq, a predicted model, not a curated record